AUGAAGGUUCUCUCAAAGGAUGAGGAGCAGGCACAUUAUUAUGCUACUAUCAAAGGUGGUUCCAUUGGUGGUCUCAUCGGCACAGGCCUCGGUGCAGUGGGAGUCAUAGCAGCGAGCAGACGAUACCCUUCUUUCCGUGCACUCACCGUCCCUUUCCGGGCCUUCCUAGUCGCCUCGACAGGAACAUUCGUUGCCGUUAUCGCUGCCGACCGCGCUUCCGCAGCCUACGACAUCGAACACACACCAGAAAAGAAGCGCCAAAUCGAGCGUGAGCGUGAACGCGAAGCCCUCCUCGAAUCCAACAAGACUUUGUUCCAGCGGUCGAAAGAAUGGGCAUCGGAGAAUCGCUACCCCCUCUUGUUCGGUUUCUGGGUGGCUUCAAUGGCGGGGUCAUGGCACUUUGUCAACCGCAACCCAUACCUGAGCAGCAGUCAGAAAUUGGUGCAGGCGCGUAUGUACGCACAGGGUGGCACGCUGGCAGCGUUGCUGACCAGUUUUGCUAUCGAGGGGAAUGACGCGGCCAAGGGUAAGGGACGGUGGGAGACGAUUAGAAUUAUCGACCCGAACGACCCCGAGCACAAGAACACGAUUGAGAAGAGGAUUCAUCACGAGAGAUACGCUGGCGAGGACCAGUGGAGGGAAAUGGUCGAAGCUGAAGAGCAACGCCAGGCCGCACGCAAGGCUGCACAAAACGCUGAGCAACAAAAACGCCAAGGCGAGAAGAAAGAUUCCAAGGCAUGA
This is a messenger RNA of Plenodomus lingam JN3, 741 nucleotides long. RefSeq lists its product as uncharacterized. Gene Ontology annotation, cellular component: mitochondrial inner membrane. Lineage: Eukaryota; Fungi; Ascomycota; Dothideomycetes; Pleosporales; Leptosphaeriaceae. The record is from RefSeq and is a predicted model, not a curated record. Gene Ontology annotation, biological process: mitochondrial respiratory chain complex IV assembly.